Molecule: messenger RNA, 1496 nt
Organism: Monopterus albus (swamp eel)
Lineage: Eukaryota; Metazoa; Chordata; Actinopteri; Synbranchiformes; Synbranchidae
Gene: arhgdia
Product: Rho GDP dissociation inhibitor (GDI) alpha
Exons: 6
Coding region: 143-757 (204 amino acids)
Biological process (GO): Rho protein signal transduction
Cellular component (GO): membrane; cytoplasm; cytosol
Molecular function (GO): protein binding; Rho GDP-dissociation inhibitor activity
Source: RefSeq, a predicted model, not a curated record
UUUGAUGAAACUCUUGCUAAAGUCUGCUAAUAACUGAUUUUAACAGGUCUGCUUGAACCUAUGCGAUACUCCUGCAUAGUGUGCUAGUUUUCCGACACUUGAUAAGGACGUUAUUGGCUGACUUACUACCCUGAACCGCACCAUGGCCGAGCAUGAACCCACACCCGAGGAGCUGGCAGCAAUCGCAGCAGCCAACGAAGAGAGCGAGAACGCAGUCAACUACAAAGCUCCUGCCCAGAAGAGCUUACAGGAGAUCCAGGAGCUGGACAAAGAUGAUGAGAGCCUGCGCAAGUACAAGGAGGCGCUCCUGGGUAACGCUGCUGUGGUUGUAGAUCCCAGCGCCCCCAAUGUCCAGGUGACGAAGAUGACUCUGGUAUGUGAGACGGCACCGGGCCCUCUGGUCCUUGAUCUGAAGGACCUGGAUAAGCUCAAGAAGAACCAGUUCGUGAUAAAAGAGGGAGCUGAGUACAGAGUAAAGAUCACAUUCAUGGUCAACAAAGAAAUUGUGUCAGGCCUGAAGUACAUUCAGCAAUCAUUCAGGAAAGGCGUUAAAGUUGACAAGACGGAGUACAUGGUCGGCAGCUACGGGCCCAGGCCAAAAGAGGAGUACGAGUUCCUCACGCCCAUGGAGGAGGCGCCUAAAGGCCUCUUGGUCCGCGGCACCUACAACAUCAAGUCCAAGUUCACUGAUGAUGACAAACAUGACCAUCUCUCCUGGGAAUGGAGCCUCACUAUCAAGAAAGACUGGAAAGACUGAUUCCCCCUCCCCUCCCCCUCCAUCAAGGUUUCCCUCUGCUUGAACCCCUCUUUCUUUGUCUGGCUACAUCUCUGGAAUACAUGUUGAUUUAAGCUUUUCUCCAUCUAUCCACUUCUACCCUCUUACAGUUUCGUUAUGUUUUCCUAAAUUCCAAUCACUAUCAUUCCUCCCAUCAUGACACUUCUUUUGCCUCCACCUACUGUUUCCCUUAAGUAUUAUAUUUUUACAAACGGAGAAAGCAAAUGUGCACAUUCCAGAUUUUGUGGCUAUAGUUUGUUUAUAAAAGAAAAAAAAAUUGUAAAAAAGUUAGCUGCUUUUGGAAAAGAGAUGAAAUUUGAUUUUCUGUGCCCCUUAGCUUUCUUUUCUUCCCCUUUUUCAUUCUUCCUCAUUUUGUACGAUUACCACAAUCUGCCUUGGAAAGCAUUGUACAGGAAGCAGUACUGCUGUAUGUAUGUGGCCUCUUUGCUGGACAACUCUUGGACGCAACCCUCCUAAAGCCUUUGAGCAGAUUAUUUGUACCAGGCACUUGGUAAAUAAUUUGGAAUUCAGGCCACCUCUGUUUUAGCACCCUACAGAAUCUGCUCAAAGUACAGGGGAAACAGUGACCUCUGACCCCUUGUCUCCUCUUGCUGCAGGUGUGGCUGUUCCUCUACUGAUCAGGGUAUUUUGACAGGUAUUUCAGCAGCCACAUGGCCUUACCUGUAACCCUUAGGAAUUUAUUUAAAAAAAAAAAAAAAAA